Molecule: messenger RNA, 1620 nt
Organism: Sodiomyces alkalinus F11
Lineage: Eukaryota; Fungi; Ascomycota; Sordariomycetes; Glomerellales; Plectosphaerellaceae
Product: general substrate transporter
Exons: 4
Coding region: 1-1620 (539 amino acids)
Biological process (GO): transmembrane transport; carbohydrate transport
Cellular component (GO): membrane
Molecular function (GO): carbohydrate:proton symporter activity
Source: RefSeq, a predicted model, not a curated record
AUGUGGCAAGCCAGCAACGUCUAUGGCAUUUGUGCCUUCGCCGCCCUCGGCGGCGCCCUCUUCGGUUUCGACAUCUCGUCCAUGUCCGGCGUGCUAGGGACCGAAGCCUACCGACGCUACUUCGAUCAUCCGCUCGGUUACCGGCAAGGAGGCAUCACGGCGUCCAUGCCCAUCGGGUCCUUCUUCGGCGCCCUGGCCUCGUCCUUCAUCGCCGACCGCUUCUCGCGUAAACGCGCCAUCCAGCUCUCGUGCAUCAUCUGGGUCAUCGGCGCCACCUUCCAGGCCGCCGCCCAGAACGUCGCCAUGCUCUGCGUCGGCCGGUGGAUCGCCGGCUUUUGCGUCGGUAUCUGCUCGGCCAUCGUCCCCGUCUACCAGGCCGAGAUCGCCCCCAAGGAGAUCCGCGGUCGCGUCGUGUCGCUGCAACAGUGGGCCAUCACCUGGGGCAUCCUGAUCCAGUUCUUCAUCCAGUACGCCGCCGCCGAGGGGAUCGGUGGGGGGCCGACCGACCCGAACCAGCCCACCGCCGCCUUCCGCAUCCCCUGGGGUGUCCAGAUGGUGCCCGGUGUCAUCCUCGGCCUCGGCCUAUUCUUCUGCCCCUACAGCCCGCGAUGGCUUGCGUCCAAGGACCGGUGGGAGGAGGCCAUGCAGGUCCUGGUUCACGUCCACGGAAAGGGAAACUCGAAUGAUCCCAGGGUCCUUGCGCAGUACCAAGAGAUUGAGGAGACGCUCAAGCUGGAGCGUGAGCAGGCGCAGACCAGCUUCAAAACCUUGACCGAGCGCCGCAUUCUCAAGCGGGUUAUCAUUGGGUGCGGUCUGCAGUUGUGGUCUCAACUCAGCGGCAUGAACAUUAUGAUGUACUACAUCGUCUACAUCAUGCAAGGCGCCGGCCUCGGCUCCCCCCUCCUGACAGCGUCGGUGCAGUACAUCAUCAACGUGGUCAUGACGCUGCCGGCCAUCAUCUUCCUGGACAAGUGGGGGCGCCGAAAGCCCAUCCUGGCUGGCUUCUUCGGCAUGAUGAUCUGGCUCUUUGUCAGCGGUGGCCUGCAGCAGGCCUACGGGGAGCCCAACACAGAUGAGACGCGUACGCCCGAGAACCAGGACGUGACUUGGAUCGUCCGCGGUCAGCAGUCCGUCUCCAUCGGCGUCGUGGCCGCCUCGUACCUCUUCGUCGCCACGUUCGCCACCACCAUCGGCCCGACGUCCUGGGCCUACCCGGCUGAGAUCUACCCGUCCAGGGUCCGCGCCAAAGCCGUGUCGCUGUCUACCUCGACCAACUGGCUUGCCAACACGGCGCUGGCCUUUGCCGUGCCGCCUCUGCUGGAGGCCAUCAACUACAACAUGUACUACAUAUUCGCCGCAUUUAAUGGUCUAGCUUUUAUCCACAUGUUCCUCAUGGCCCCUGAAACGAAGGGUUUCACACUCGAGGAAAUGGACGACGUUUUCGACUCUGGCGUUCCUGCUUGGCGUACUCACGUCAAGCGGUCCCGUCUCGAUGAUUUGGAGAGGGAGAUCGAGCAGGGUAAAACCCGAAUUGAGGGGCCCGUUGGCGAUCAGCCGGGCGGUGUUGUGGGGGCCAACAAAGCCCCUGAAGCUAAAGCCGUUACGGUGGAGAACGCCUGA